UUUAUAUUAAAUUUAUAAUUAAAUGAACGUCAACUUAUAAACAAAACUUGAUUACAUAAUCUUCUUUUAUACCAUAUGAAAAUGAUUGAAGAUAUUUGUAGUAAUUCUAAACUAUUCCUAUCAAAAAGUCUUGAUUUUAUAUUAACAACAAAUAGUCAACUAUCUGAAUCAAAUACAAAUAGAACGAAUCAUUAUUUAAAUAAACAUGAUAAUUCAUCAUUAUUAUUUUUAAAUGAAUAUAUUAAAAAUGUAACAGAAAAAUUAAAAGGUAUACAAAGAUUUAAACAGCAAUUAUAUAUAUGCAAUAUAAUUAAUUUAUUAUGGAUGUAUAUACCACCAAUUAUAUUUAUACUUGGAAGUUUAGGUAAUAUUUUAUCAUUUGUUAUAUUAAGACAUUCAUCAACUGGUUCAAUGACAAUAUUUGUUUAUUUAAUUGCUCGUUCAAUUGUUGAUGAAAUAGUAUUAACUAUUGGAUUAUUACGUAGAUGGUUUGAUAAAAUAUUUGAUACAAAAUUUGAGAAUACAUCAAAUUUUAUGUGUAAAAUGAUACAUUUUUGGGGAACAUCAUCAAGUUUAUUAUCUGUAUGGUUAACUGUAAGUUUAACAGCAGAACGUGCAUUAGUUGUUAGUUUUCCAUUACAUGUUUCACGAUUAAUUAGUUAUAAUCGUGUAAGAAAUCUUAUCAUAAUUUUAAGUAUAUUAUGUGCAAUAUUAAGUUUACAUUUUUGUUUUACAGUAGGAAUUACUUCAAAUUGUUCUCAUAAAUUUUCUAAACCAUCAUCUUCUUCUACUUCAUGGUUAACAACAAAUCAAACUAUACAAAUGAAUUUAACUAUUCCAUUUAUUAAUCAUAAUACAAAAAUAAAAUGUUUUGAACAAUGUUCUAUUUUACCACAAUAUUCUUCAUUAAAUUGGUAUUGGUCUUCAUUUGAUGCAAUUUUAUAUUCAUAUUUACCAUUUUGUUUAAUAUUUACAUUUAAUAUUAUUAUAUUAAAAUCAGUAUAUUAUGCAAAUAAACAACGUAAACAAUUACAUAUACUACAUAAUUCUACAUUUAAAUCAUCAAAAAAUCAAUUAUUAUUAUUAUCAUCAUCAUCAACGUCAUCAUCAUUUAUAAAAACAAAAUCAAUAAUCAAUCAAAAAAAUAAACAAAUCAAUAAUAUAAAUGAUAAUAUCAAACAAUUAACCAUUAUAUUAUUGAUUAUAUCAUUUUCAUUUUUAUUUACAACAUUUACAAUUGUAUUUAUAAAAAUUUUAGCGCAAAAUUUAAAUUUAAAUGAUAAAAAUAAAUUAAAUCUAAGAAUAUAUUUACGUUUAAUCGAUACUAUAGCUGAAUUAUUUAUGUAUAUUAAUCAUGCAAUGAAUUUUUAUUUAUUUUGUGCAACUGGUAAAACAUUUCGUAAACGUUUAUUCUCAUUAUUAUUAUUAUUAUUUAAUCAAUGUAAAUAUAAUAAAUUUAAUUGUAAUCAAAAUAAUGAUUGUUUUUCAUGUUUAUUAUUAUAUUUUACUCAUUCUAAUCAUCAUUUGAAUACAAAUAAACAAUCAAAUGAGAAUGAUAUAAAUCAAAUGAAACCAAUGAAUAAAAUGAAUUAUAAUGAUGUUACAAUAACAUUUGAUUCACAAAACAUAAAUCUAUGUAAUAGAAUACAAAUGAAUGAAAUACCAAAUAUUGAAGAUAAGAAUACAACAAUGGAAUUAAUAUCAUAUAGAUUAAGUACAUCUUUAAUAAAUAAUUCAUGUCAUAUAUAUAUGAAUUAUAAUAUUGAAGAUAAUUAUGAUUCUGAUACAAUUAAUAGUAAUAAUAAUAAUAAUAAUAAUAAUAAUAAUAAUAAUAAUAAUACAUGUCUUGAUAAAUCAAGAAACAAACUUUGUAAUGAAAGUAAUGAACAAUUAUCAUCAAUAAUAAAACAUUUUUCUAAAAUUAAAAGUAUUCCUAAUCAACUAUAUUAUGACAGAAGAAAACUGUGUCAUCAUCAUCAUCAUCAUCAUCAUCGUCAACAACGACAACAUAUCGGUAGGAAUUUCAGCUUUGAUGAAAAUCAACAUAACAUUGAAGAUAAUGAAAGUAGAUAUUCAAAAUCGGAAUCUUAUAAACGACAAACAUCUAGAGAGUCUUUACAAACUAUAUAACAAAACGUAUUUUCUUUGUUUUUAAAAUAUAAAAUUUCAGAGUUUUAAUAAAUACUUAUUUAGGAAUGUGUUUAAUUCAGAUUAGAUUUUAGUUUAUUUAAAAUCUUUACAUAAUUUACUAUUCAUGUUUAUGAUUCAAAUUGUAAAUCAAUAUUGUUCUUUUUUGAAAAUAAAUCCUGUUUACUGUUGU
Schistosoma guineensis is the source of this 2320-nucleotide messenger RNA. The record is from the annotation of a GenBank genome assembly. NCBI's taxonomy places the organism in Eukaryota, Metazoa, Platyhelminthes, Trematoda, Strigeidida, Schistosomatidae.